Penicillium subrubescens is the source of this 1203-nucleotide messenger RNA. Its product is annotated as Efg1 domain-containing protein. Lineage: Eukaryota; Fungi; Ascomycota; Eurotiomycetes; Eurotiales; Aspergillaceae. Gene Ontology annotation, cellular component: preribosome, small subunit precursor; nucleolus. The transcript is spliced from 2 exons. Gene Ontology annotation, biological process: maturation of SSU-rRNA from tricistronic rRNA transcript (SSU-rRNA, 5.8S rRNA, LSU-rRNA). The record is from RefSeq and is a predicted model, not a curated record. Bases 17 to 997 code for a protein of 326 amino acids.
UGUCUUCAGCAACACAAUGUCAGACUCACACCGUGAUCGCAGCUCGAAGCGAAGGGCCAGAGAUGGCUCUGAAGAUGUUUUGCCUCGAAAAAAGCAGCACCGACAAGCUGUGGCUCGCCCAGAUGACAGUCAAUCCGAGGAUAAUGGCAGCGAUGGUGACCGCGUCUCGUCCAAGGCAGUGAGAAGCUCAAAGAACCAGUCUGCGCCCAGGAAUGAGAAGGAAUACCCGUCAAUCAACGAGCUGAAAGGACGUAUUCGUGGUGUCAAGCGCCUUCUCAACAAAGAUUUGCCAGCAGAUGCACGGAUCGUACAGGAGCGAGCGCUUGCAGGCUAUGAGCAGGAUCUUGUGGAGGAAACAGCUCGUCGAGAGCGAUCAAAUAUGAUCAAGAAAUACCACUUUGUUCGUUUCUUGGACCGCAAGACGGCGACUAAGCAAUUGAAUCGCCUGCAACGCCGCGAAAAAGAGAAAGAUCUCGACACUAAGCAGAAUUCUGAACUCUCUCAAAAGAUUCACGAUGCGCGGGUCAACCUCAACUAUACGAUCUACUACCCUCUCACGGAGAAAUAUAUCUCCCUCUACCCCAAGCAGAACAACCCUUCCGGCGAGACCGACGAGAAGUCCGGAUCUGGGACUGAAUCCAAAGAACAAAACAUUGCUGAAGCGUCUCGUCCACCUUUGUGGGCUGUUGUUGAGAAAUGCAUGGAAGAUGGCACUCUUGAUGACCUACGAGAGGGCAAGCUGAAUAUUGGCCCUGAUGGAAAGCAGAGCUCAGCACCUGCUAAGAAGCCUGCUGCGCGUGAAAGCGAGAAGAGGUCUAAGAAAGAGAAGACGCACAAGGAUUCCAAGCAAGCAUCUCAGAAGGAGAAUCUUGCGCAAGAAGAUGCCUUGGACAGGCUUAACCGGAGAGAGCGGCGCAAGGAGCAACAAAAGGCACGCGAAUUGGCUGCUCAACAGGCUGCUGAAGGUGACAGUGAUGGUGGAUUCUUUGAAAUGUAAAUGCAUACAUGAGCAUGGAAAACCUGGUGUUUGGUGUCUUUUUGUUUCUCUUCUUGUAUCUCUAGCUGAUAUCCAAUGUGCAUUAUGUGAGAAGUGUUGCUAUCAAAGAUGAUGAUCAUGAUACUGUCGAAUUUCGGGGAUUUUGGAUAUGAAUCAAAGUCUUAGGUCAUGAUUUAGACAUACGUUGAAUUGAUCGUGGACAGGAG